Molecule: messenger RNA, 942 nt
Organism: Xylona heveae TC161
Lineage: Eukaryota; Fungi; Ascomycota; Xylonomycetes; Xylonales; Xylonaceae
Product: alpha/beta-hydrolase
Exons: 2
Coding region: 1-942 (313 amino acids)
Molecular function (GO): arylformamidase activity
Source: RefSeq, a predicted model, not a curated record
AUGGAACAUAAGAGUCUGCGAUAUUCGAGCGAACAUGAGCUGCAACAUUUGUCCGUCUGGUUUCCGCCUUCGGACGUUCCCCUAAGCAAUACCCAACAUGCUUCUAAAUACUGGGUAAUUUAUAUACAUGGAGGUGCCUGGAGAGACCCAGCAAUAAAAAAUGAAUCAUUCAGCACCACUAUUGAGCGAUUGAUUUCUACCAGCGAAUAUUCGUCCAUUGUGCCUAAUAUUGCUGCAUUUGCAUCAAUCGAUUACCGCCUAUCACCACACCCAGACUUUCCUCAGGACAAAGCAAGCACGCCAUCAAACCAGCUGCGCAACGCAAAGCACCCGGACCACAUUCGCGAUGUUCAGCAAGCCAUAGCAUUUCUGCAACGCGAGUACCAAUUCGGAGAUAGGUAUAUCCUCGUCGGUCAUUCCUGUGGAGCUACAUUGGCAUUUCAUCUCGCCAUGGGAUGCGGUAUAUCCAAGGACGAUGACCGUCGAAACCGCAGUGGGCCAAAUGAAGGUAACAAAGAGCAAUCUCCAAUUGAUCUACCUGUGGCAAUAGUUGGCGUUGAAGGCAUAUAUGAUCUGCGCGGACUGCGAGACGCGCAUCAAGAUGUUCGUAUCUACCAUGAGGUUUUAGAAGGCGCUUUUGGUCCGGAUGAAUCCGUCUGGGAUGUCGCUUCUCCUGCGAAAUACAGCGCGUUUCGCGAAACCUGGCCCUCGGGAAAACUGGCCGUGAUAGUACACACGGAAGCCGAUGAGCUAGUUGAACCCGAGCAGAUGAGCAAGAUGGCUGCCCAUCUGAGAAAUAGCUGGAAUGGCUCGACCAUUGCGCUGAAAGAUGAUAUCCCCGGCGGCCGAGACCAAAGUACUGGUGGCCACGACGAGGUUUGGAAACGUGGAGUUGUUUUGGCAGAUGUCAUAGCUAAAACUAUCAAGGAACUGUCCUCUUGA